Molecule: messenger RNA, 219 nt
Organism: Penicillium taxi
Lineage: Eukaryota; Fungi; Ascomycota; Eurotiomycetes; Eurotiales; Aspergillaceae
Exons: 1
Coding region: 1-219 (72 amino acids)
Source: RefSeq, a predicted model, not a curated record
AUGCAUGAUUCUCUCGAUGAUGCCGACGCUGAAUUUUCCCCAGAGCUGGCAGCCAUCAAGUGUCAACGUCAGGAAGAAAUCCUCGUCGUUAAAGCUCCAUUCUUGAAAAGAUGUUCAAGUGAGAUUAUAGUCGCCGUUGAGAAGUCUAAGUGGAGGAAGGGGUCUAUCAUUAUAAAUCUCUUCAUCUUCUUCCUCAUACUGCUCCUGAGUGAUAUAUGA